ACUUGUAUACCCUCCACAAAAAUGGUAAACACGAAAUUUUGAAAGUUACGAAAGUGCAAAGUCUUCUAUAAUUGGUGUUUAUCGGAAUUUUAGUCUAAUUUUUACAAUCAUAUUAUGAACUUUCGAGGAAGUGCAACAGAGGAUCAAUUUGUAAAAUAUGUUGAAGACAAUCCGAUUCUUUGGGACAACCGAUGUCAGGAUUAUAAAGACUGCAAAGAAAAAGCACUGGUAUGGGAUUCUGUUGGAAAUGCGUGUGGUAUAACAGGAGAACAAGCUCGUUUAAAGUGGGUUAGUUUACGUGAAAAGUAUCGAAGGGAAAAGCUUUAUUGGGAAAACAUCGAAAAGAAUGGAAACUCAAGCAAUACGCCGCUCAAAGAGCUGUGGCCUUUAAUGAAGAAAAUGAAGUUUAUCGACGCUGUUUCCACAAGAAGACAUUCAUAUCGAAAAAUCAUGAAGAUGGAAGGAAAUAAUAAUAAUUCAACUUGUGUCAGUUUUCAUUCUCCGACGUAUUCACCAAACAUUUCGUUAACCACAUCACCUCAAAACUUUUCAUCGGCAAUGCAAAUGCUUGAGCCACUUGAUAACGACGAGCAAACGCAUUUCUUAAUGAACAAUUCAUACAAUGGUAUGGCGGACGAUAGCGAUCACACGAUGGACGUAGAAUACAAUUCACUCGAUAUUAAUAAAACAAAAUUCCAAUCGUUUGGCAUUUAUAUCGGAAACGAGCUAUGUUCGCUUCGCAAUGAUGUCGCUGAAGAGCUUCACGAGAGAUUACUAACUGAAAUAUUAAAGUUUAAAAGAGAACUUCGAAAGACGAAUUGUGUUGAAAUGUAGAUAAAGAAUUUAUCAUUUUAAUUGAUCGAUCUGCGUUCAACAUUAAGUUUAUGUCAUCUGUUCCGUGAAACAGAAUUAGAUAAAUCAAAAGAUCAACAAAUCUAGAGCUAGCUCUAGAUGUUCAUUCAGGAAAUAUUCUUUAGGGAUGUAAAAUUAAAGAGAAAACAAAAAUGUAUUUACAAAUCUUUAACUUAUUUACUCAAUUGAACGAACAUAGUAUUAUUUUUAAUUUAAAAGUUUAAAAAUGAAGAUUAAAACUUAGGAAAAAGAAAACUUUGAGAAAAGUUGUAAUAACAAAUAACUCAAACAGCAUUAGAACAGAAAACAUUGCAGAUUUAAAUAUUAUUAGAAAUCUACUGUAUUUAUUUUAUUUUACUACCUUUUGUUUUAAUUCUUAUGUUUUACAACUCAACCAACUCAAUCAAAAAUGUUUGAAGUUUAUUGUAAUCAUUCAGAUAUAGAAAUGAAACAUUUUAUGAACAAUUCACCAAAAGAAAAAAAGUAAUUUUAAUGUCAGAAGUCUGCAAUAACAUUGAAUUAGUAUUUUAUCCGUUCUUCCUCUCAAAUAAUUGUGCAGCCUUCUCAAAUAAUCAUAAAUUAAGAAACAUUAAUUUCUUUUUUGUUGUUGCAAUUUGGUCACAUCAGGUUUUAGAUUUAAUAAGAAUUGUUGAAAUUAUUAUUUUUUUGAUUAAUUAUCUAUUUUAACUGAGACUGUUUAAAAAGUUUGGAACUUCGAUUAAUAAUAAAACAUCUAAUCGAUAUGAGUCAGUGUUUCUUAAGCUGUCGAUCGCGACACGCUGGUAACUUACCGUAAAAAUGUUAAGAACAAUAAAAAGAAAAGUUCCGAAUCCAGUGAAAGUUUCAGAAACAUUGACAUAGCAGACUCUAUAGAGAAGUUACUAUACGUAAAAUAUAUGUAGAUGAUGAAGGGUUAAACUCACGAGUACAAUAUAAUCUACCGCUGGAAAACAUUGAACAAUACUUACUUAUUAAUAGAUUAAUAUCUAGAUGAAAGAAAUAUGGAAACGAAAAUGUUAUUUUCCAUGAUUUUUAAGAAAUAAAAAAAGAAAUGACAUUAAAGAAAUU
Clunio marinus is the source of this 1920-nucleotide messenger RNA. Lineage: Eukaryota; Metazoa; Arthropoda; Insecta; Diptera; Chironomidae. The record is from the annotation of a GenBank genome assembly.